This is a messenger RNA of Meyerozyma guilliermondii ATCC 6260, 924 nucleotides long. Its product is annotated as 5'-(N(7)-methyl 5'-triphosphoguanosine)-(mRNA) diphosphatase. Bases 1 to 924 code for a protein of 307 amino acids. Gene Ontology annotation, molecular function: RNA 7-methylguanosine cap binding; hydrolase activity. Lineage: Eukaryota; Fungi; Ascomycota; Pichiomycetes; Serinales; Debaryomycetaceae. Gene Ontology annotation, cellular component: nucleus; P-body. The transcript has a single exon. Gene Ontology annotation, biological process: deadenylation-dependent decapping of nuclear-transcribed mRNA. The record is from RefSeq and is a predicted model, not a curated record.
AUGUCUCAAUUGCAAGAUCUUGUAUCGAGCUUUACGCUUGUAAAGUUGUUGAAGUCGGACCCCCAGACUAAAUCAUUGGUCCUUUUGGGCUCAAUUGACGACAAGGAUGCCAUUAUUACCAUCGAGAGGUCACAUUUUCCAGUCAUCGACAACCAUUUUGAUGUUCAAGAAUGGGUGGAAAAACUUGAAUUGUUGAACAACAACGACGUUUACUUUUGGUCACUGGCUCUAGUAAAACAGUCGUUGCCUGAUUUUCCAGCGGCAAAACUCAAUUUGAUCUACCCAGCAACAGAAACCCAUAUUAGAAAAUAUGCUGGUCUGAAACACCAUUAUGUUUUGGAGACACCAGCAAUGUACCAAAAAUUCACGAAACCUUAUAUCGAGACCAUGCGUGGUGAUCGCAUCAAAUGGGUCUACAAUAUUCUUUUUGAAGGAAAGGAACUGGAAACCUUUAUAUACCACGAUAAAGACCCAGAAACCGGCUUUGUUCUUUUACCGGAUAUGAAAUGGGAUCGCCUCAAUAUGGAUGCUCUUUACUUGUGCUGCAUUGUCAACCGUACUGAUAUUACCUGUGUUAGAGACUUGAACGGAACUCAUAUUGACUUUUUGAAAAAGUUGCUUGCAAAAUUGCGUCAAGUUACAUCGGAAAAGUACCUGCUCGCUCCAGACCAAUUGCGUAUUUUCAUCCACUACCAGCCUUCUUACUAUCAUUUCCACAUUCAUGUUGUCAACAUUACCCAUCCUGGAUUGGGCGAGGGAACCAAUGUUGGCAAAGCGAUUCUUCUUGACGAUGUCAUUAGCAACAUUGAAUUGAAAAGUGACUACUAUGAACAAAGAACGCUCUCCUACACUAUUGCGGAAAACCAUGGUCUUUGGUCUAUAGAAGGCUUUAAGGAGGAGGCACAAAAGAGCUACGCAAGUUAA